Messenger RNA from Aspergillus sclerotioniger CBS 115572, 393 nucleotides. RefSeq lists its product as uncharacterized. Gene Ontology annotation, molecular function: oxidoreductase activity. Bases 61 to 393 code for a protein of 110 amino acids. The transcript has a single exon. The record is from RefSeq and is a predicted model, not a curated record. NCBI's taxonomy places the organism in Eukaryota, Fungi, Ascomycota, Eurotiomycetes, Eurotiales, Aspergillaceae.
CGACACCUUCACACUCAACUUUCUACUGCUCCAUAUCAGCAACCCUACUGCAUCCUCACCAUGUCUUUCACAGUAACCGUCGUCUUUCCCAACGACGCCGAUGCUCAAUACGAUAUCAAUUACUACACCAAGUCCCAUAUGGUCCUGAUCGAGAAGCAUUGGACCAAGUUCGGCCUUCAGGGCUGGUCCGUCACCAAAUACGUCCCCGGAUUGGACGGUACGCCAGGACCUUAUUCGUUUGGAAGUGAUGUCUACUGGAAAGACGAAGAGGCCAUGAAGGCGGCAUUUGCAAGCCCUGAGGUUGCGGAGAUCAUGGCGGAUGUUGCUCAUUUCAGUAACAAGUCUCCUGUUUUUCUGUUCGGGCGGACUGUGAAGCCGGCUUUUGAGUUUUGA